GCUGGCAGGGGCUCCCGGCCCCGGCAUUUGGGGCGGCUGGAGCAUCUUGUCCCUUCCUUGCAGUGGGAAAAGUGGCAACCAGCACUCGUGGAGGCCACCUGGGCCCCCUCCCGUGGCACCGGACCAGCCGCCGGCUCCGCUGGUGUCUCUGUCCCCAUGGGUCAGCAGCGGCUCCGUCUCUUCCUCUGCCUCCAGGUCACAGGUUUCUGUACAAGUCUGUUUUUGUCUCAGACUCCCGAACGUAUUUUAGCCCAAACGAAAACCAGAACAGAAAUCAUCUGCCACGUGAAAAAAUCUCAGUAUGGGGGUGUGUACUGGUACCGAUGGAACCAGGAGAGACAACUUUUCCAGUUCCUGGUGUUCCUAAACCUGCUGGGCAAAACCACCUAUGGCAGGAACRUCAGCAGUGAGAAGUUCCAGGUGCAUGGAGGGCAUUCUCAGAACUCCUACAGUCUGCACAUCCAGCAGCUCCAGCCUUCCGACAACGGCACCUAUUACUGCACCAUCUCCCAGGCCUCGGAGCUCCUCCUCGGCGCCGGGACGAGGCUCGGUGUGGUUGAAGUUUUGCCUCUGCCGCCGCUGUCCACUCGAGCAACUCCUUCCAGAAGGCCCAGGGGACACGUCACCAGGAGCAAACCUGUGCACAGGAAAGGUUACUGCAGCCCCCUCAUCUGGGUCCCGCUGGCCACGUGCGCCCUCAUCCUGCUGCUCUGCCUGGCUGCCAUCGGCCACCGCUUCCACCGGCUGCAGAGAAGGUUGUGGCUUCGCAUCCACAGGCAGUGAGUCCUUCUGCCUCC
Messenger RNA from Nothoprocta perdicaria, 797 nucleotides. RefSeq names its product CD8b molecule (gene CD8B). The record is from RefSeq and is a predicted model, not a curated record. The transcript has 5 exons. Lineage: Eukaryota; Metazoa; Chordata; Aves; Tinamiformes; Tinamidae. Gene Ontology annotation, molecular function: MHC class I protein binding; coreceptor activity. Gene Ontology annotation, biological process: regulation of immune response. Gene Ontology annotation, cellular component: cell surface. The coding region runs from base 157 to 783 and encodes 208 amino acids.